Messenger RNA from Struthio camelus australis, 7062 nucleotides. It is a transcript of the gene ZDHHC1, whose product is annotated as zinc finger DHHC-type containing 1. Lineage: Eukaryota; Metazoa; Chordata; Aves; Struthioniformes; Struthionidae. Gene Ontology annotation, molecular function: protein-cysteine S-palmitoyltransferase activity. Gene Ontology annotation, biological process: peptidyl-L-cysteine S-palmitoylation; protein targeting to membrane. Gene Ontology annotation, cellular component: Golgi apparatus; endoplasmic reticulum. The record is from RefSeq and is a predicted model, not a curated record.
UCAGAAAUGAACAUCUGCAAUAAACCUCCUAAUAAGACAGCUCCAGAGAAUUUGGGUGAAGGUAUUCCUGAGGUCCAGGCCCAACGCGCUCGAAGGAAUGGCUGGAGCUGGCCUCCACAUCCCUUCCAGAUUAUCGCCUGGUUGUUGUACUUCUUCUUUGCGCUGGUUGGCUUUGGAAUUCUGGUUCCUCUUCUGCCCCUUCACUGGCUGCCCGCUGGCUAUAUUUGUCCAGGAGUGUGUUUUAUCUACCAUUUAGUUGUUCAUCUUACUGCAGUCUCCAUUGAUCCUGCGGAUACCAAUGUGCGCAAAAAAAACUAUCUGGGGCCUCUGGCCACCUUCAAUCGUAAUCAGCAUGAACAUGUCAUUGAAAAUCGUCAUUGCCAUGUCUGUGAUGUAGAUGUGAGUGCCAAGUCAAAGCACUGCGGAACUUGCAACAAGUGUGUGUGUGGCUUUGAUCACCACUGCAAAUGGCUCAACAACUGUGUGGGGAAGAGGAAUUACUGGCUCUUUUUGAAUAGCGUGCUGUCUGCCAUUCUGGGCCUUGGCCUUCUGCUGCUCAUAGCUUUCUACGUCUUUGUGGAGUUCUUCAUUAACCCCAUGAUGCUUCGCUCCGACCAGCACUUUGAAGUUCUAAAGAACCACACAGACGUCUGGUUUGUGUUUCUUCCUGCAGCUCCUGUUGAGACUCAGGCACCUGCCAUUUUGGUCUCAGCUGGGGUUUUUAUUCUUCUGAGCCUAAUGACCGUGUUCCUGCUAGGCCACCUCUUGACCUUUCACAUCUAUCUUAUGUGGAACAAAUUGACUACGUAUGAGUACAUUCUGCAGCAGCGUCCACAACAAGAGGUGAAAGAGGUAGAUGGACAACUGGAAUCUUGUCCCUCCCAAGUGAGACCCAGUCAGGAAGCAGACUUUUUUUCAGGUAAACCUGGCUAUACAGACCUUGAUAUUCAAGUACAGGACUCUCCGGCUGUAACUUCAGGAAAAAACUUUCCAAAGCUCUAUGUCCACAAUGAUGAAGCAGAUCUUGGGCAGAGCUCCUCUCCUGACCUCCAAUCUCUUCAGCCUGCAAUCCCUUCUCAGCAACAAAGAAAAAGAAGAAAGAAGAAGAUGCAUAAAGCUCCUUCCUCAGCAACGGAUAGCAGAUCUAAAACACACACUAGACCUUGGCCCUCUUUCCCAGAUCCCCAGUCAGAGUUCCUGGCCACAGCUGCUGCCACCUUAUCUUCCCACAGCCGUCGCCUCUUAGUGCCACCUUUCCCUGUGAGAACUGCUUUGCCUCCCAGCAAUGUCAGCCCCAUCCAAGCAGCGGGACCCCCCGCUGACUAUCACUCAGAGUCUGCUGAGUCCAUGGAUGAGAUUCCUGUGGCUCAGACCCGCCUUGGGAGCACAGCCUUUCAUAGACCUUCCAAGAAUAGGUCAAGCAGUUCUCAACACUCUCCCUUGUCCACAGGCCAUCCCAGAGGUGACAGGGAGAAGAGUCUAUAUUCUGGGCACAAGGUAAAAACGAAAAGCUGGCAGCAAGACAGCAGCAUGGAACAAGACCUGGAACUUGUUUCUAAGAUCCCCACUGUGUUUGUAAGUAAGAGCAGUGGAGAGCCUCAUGUCUCUCAGCCCCAGCCUAGUGAGAGUACAUCUGAGCCGCACCACAGAAAAUGCACCACCAAGCUGUACAUGGGCAGACAAAAUCCAUGCUUAAAGGACAUAAGGACAAACACCACAGCAGCCUAGUAAUCAGCUUUCCAAAGCCAUAACCUUGUGGGAAAGAGGUUCUCAUUCUACUUGUAUGUUGCUGUUCAAAGAUCUUGACUCCAGUGACUCAUCUUAUUCCCUGGCAUCAGCAGAGUCCCUUUACUUGAUGCUGUCCCCCUUCCAGCAGAGUCAGCUGAGAGACAGGAAAACUCUGCUGCAUCAUUUUGUCUGGCUGCUGCCUGCUCCUAAGCCAGGAGUGCCCCGAGCCCAAUUCUACUCUCCUUGUCCGGGGGAACAGACUCCCCUGAUAGGGAUGUGCCCAGGGCUGUCACUGGUGAACGACUGCAGUGUAAGUACUCUGUAGAGUGCUGAGGGACUGAUCCCUAAACUGUGUGCUUACCAUCACGCUGCAGCGUAACAUUUGUUGCUGCCUGACUAAAGGCAACAGGCAUGAGCAUGGCAAACCUGAGGUGGGUACCUUGACCUGUUACUAGAUGGAGCUAAGAAAAGUGCUUUCCCAAGUAAAAGGCUACACCCUCCUGGCCCUCUAGAAACAAAUAGUGCAGUAAAAUUUGUAGAGAACAUGCGGGGAAAAACAAGGCUACAUCUCUGCUGUUCCACGGCACCCAUAAAAUCAAAUUUCCCAUCUGCCUACACUCAGUCAGUCUUUGGAUCAUGCUGGGGGGGCCUGAGCGGAUGAUCAGGGAGUAAUGUCAGAAUUUCCCUGUCCCUAUGCCACUUUCCACUGUGCACCCUCAAGCCCCUUUGCCAAAUCCACCAGCAUGACCUCUGUAAAGCAGUGUAGUUUGUACAUGACUACACCUUCCCACCAGCCUGCUGUGCCCCACAGUGCAACCUCCUUAUCAGAAAAUGCAGGAUGAGGCAGGUCUUGUAAUCUUUCCAUUUCCUGGGCUACCAAAUCAGCAACAAGCUCACAGUCAAGCUUAGAGUCUCUAUAUUGGCAAAAAAAUCCUGCACGAGGCACUGGGGCACAUAGCCAGCGCCUAGAAUCACAGCAUUCUGUCCUCAUGGUGACAAGCAGCACUACAGAGCCUAUACUUUCCCUGUCCUCUUGGCUUCCACAGGCAGCAUGCCCUGCUCCAGAUUGCUGGCUGAGCCCUGAGGCCAGGGCUGUCAGGAAACCAAGAUCUGCCUAGCAACCAGCUACAUCAGAGCCCAGGAUACUAGCUAAUUACACAUCUUGAUGGGCCUUGCCACCAGCCUGUAUGUACCUGACACAAUUUGUCAUUUGGCAGCUACUUCUGUGUAGCCCGUGCCUCCCUGGCAUGGCUAUCACCCUGACCAGCAACGACUGGCUUUGCCAGUUGCACCAUUUCUGAAUAAGCCCCAGUGCUGCACACAGCUAGUGUGUGUGAACACCUAGAUGCACCAGCAGAGAAGAGCCAACAGAAAAAGUUUUAAUUACCCUACUAAAUGUUUUCCAUGAUGCAUGGACACAACUGACAGUCUACCGGUCUACCCCUUCCUCCAUACUAUCAUGCCUGCAAGUAGGGAAGAACAAGACAAAGCGUGGUCCUAAAUGGCUCAUGCUAAGCUGUUCCACCCCUUGCCUAGGCAUGGAGUAGCUCAAUCUGUGAGCAUCCAUCAGAAAAGGUUCAGAGCAGGCCAGGACAUCUGGGGAAAACUGCCCUCUGGGAACAGUCAGCAUAAGACUGGCAGGCUUAACCCCCCAGCUCUGAUGUGUCCGCUCCUCAGCCCUGUCAUUGCCCAUUAUCCCACUGCUUACCCUGGCUUUUGCACUGCUCAGAAUUCUGUGCAAAGUCCACUUCCCCUGGAGCUCCCAACUACUUGGCUGUAUCCUUUCACAGCAGGAUGGCAUUUUGGCUAGCAUUAUUUUGGCAUAGCAUGGGCUUUUGCCCCAGACAGAGUUUCUUCUGGAGAGUUCACUUCAGCAGAGAGGUGCAAGGGCAUCUGCCUUAUGCUGAAAACCUCUGCACACUCUGGAAACCAUGCCAGGAAUUGGGUCGGCUCCCUUGGGAAGCCCCCCAGCACUAUCACAUGACCAGUACCAUGAACCUGUGAAUGCUCAUGUAGUGGUCAUUUCAGCCCUUGCCUUCAAGGGGAAGGCAAAAUGCUGCAGCUGCUCCUGAAAACACAUGGUUCUUGCAGAACUGAAACUGCGGUAAAGGAGUUCUCUUGCACAGGUGGUGCAAUGUGCAUGUGCAUGUCACCAACAGCUUGUAGGUGCCAUGUGUAUGGCACCUAACACAUUAGGUGCCAUUUCCUCUCUUAGGCUCAGAAUUAGCACACCAGGAAGUUGGCAGGAGGAGGUUUUGUCCCCAAGGGCAGUAUUAUUGGAUCCCAGUCCUGCUGUCCCAGGCUCUUGGGCUCACUUGACCCUAGGGCUGUUGUACUGAAGAGAUAGAGACUGAGUUUUCCAGCUAAGUGUCUCCAUGGAUUAGGGAAUGACAAAGUCUGGAGAGCUGUCCUGAGCCUUGAGAGGAGCUUGGAAAUCUGUUUCCUCUGCCUGGGAAGGGUGGAGAUCAGAGGGCUAGGCUGAUACAUAGGUGUAGACUGCAGAAUAGGUGUGGAAUAUGUAUCUGAGAAAAGAAGCCAGUGGACGAGCCAUGGUCCAGCUCCAAAGCCAAUUUCCUAGUCCCAAGCUAGUCUAGGGACCACCUAGUAGGAGGCAGAAGACCAGAGACAAGCCUUCAAGCUAUUGGGCUUGGAACUACAACUUUUCCAUUGGGGUCUCCCUUUCAGGAGUGUGUUGAGCUCUGUUUUUUAGCGCAAAGGCAGGCAGCCUUGAAAUCUGAUUUGGGAGAGCAGAAGAAAGUUUGUUCUUUAUGGGAGCUCAGUACUGUUAGGUCAAAUCACACCAACACAUGGCCAAGGAUAAUGAAGGAGCUUUUGGGCUGAGCAUAGACCACGGGUACAGGACAUUUUUAGUCUGUCACAUUUUUUCUCAGGGCCCAGGGAAACCUGGCUUGGUGUCUAGGAAGGAACUAUGCCAUAUUCCAGUUUGGAGUGGGAGACUGUUUGCUCUGUAAGGGGCCUUUGAAAGUAUCUAGAUGAUCAAAGGCUUGGUGGCAGGUCAUUGGUGUUCUUUGAGGCCUCAGCCCUAGCUUCUGUCAGAAAGGAGCUAAAGGGGAUGUAUCUUGAAAGACAGUAGCUUUCUCAGCUCUUUCGAGAGAAAGGAUGAUUAAUGCUUAACACUUGUCUUCACCUCCUGACUCAACAGCCUUUAGCCCCCAAGUUCCUUCCUCUCCCCUCCUCCAUAGUCAAGUGCUAUCCUCUGCUUUGUUCUCCUGGACUAUGCUUUGCAUGGGAGCUGGUGAAUUUUAAUGAUACUAGGUGCAUAGGUAUUCCAGAAGAAGACACCCAGACUUUGUAUCGGACAUCACUGAGAUGAUGGGGAAGCCAGUCGCGUAUGUUGACAUGCCCUAGUCUGGCAUUUGAGGAUGAAGAGAAACUCUGCUCUGCUUGGCAUGUGCAAAAAGGGUAAAGUCUGUGGGGAAGGAUCUGGCCUCAUUGACUUUUGGCCAAGGAUGGUCAACAAGCAGUGUGGAGGGGUGGUAUCACAGAGGUUCAGCCCCUGGUCAGACUCUGCCCUCUUUUGCCCCUUCCUUUGCCAUGAGAUGCUGGUAGGUGGUGGUGCAAGACAAGUAGUAUGGCUUGUGGAAAGCCACGUGAUGUAGGCGUUGCGUGUGGCACAAACAAGGCAAGUGUUAGAAUGACUUUGCUGGACCUGAAGAGUUUAUGGGGUAGAAGUGAUACCCAAGAAUUUCCUAUUGUUGAACAGUGCAGAUGUGACUAAGUGCCCUCAAGGCCAACUGUGUGGCCCAUAGACAGGACCCUCCAGGCCAAGCACUCCCAAGGUGGUGCUUGGGAACUAUCUAUCUGACAAGGCAGUAUAGAUACAAUCCCUGAUCCCAGAUUUCUUUAAAGGGCUUUCUUACCUUUCUUCUCUGUUGCCUGAUUUUUAACUCCUGAAGGAGCUGGAAUGAGGAGCUUUGAUUUUUCAUUGAAUUGUAUGAACCAUUGGUCAGCAAAAAUGAAGUCUCCUGUAGCUGUUGAAGUCAUCAUGUUUAAAUUUCUAGGAGGGGAUGCCAGUAGUCACAUUCAGAUUGCAGCUUCCCUUGCUAACGUAGCCAUUGGUACCAGCUGGCAGUGUGAGCCUUUGGAAACACUGGUGUGUGUGGGAGAAAUGCUUGUGGAUCAGCACACAUUGCACUACUUAUCUGCAGGCACCAGGACAUCUUCCCACUACUGGAUCCCAGUUAGACAACAUGCUUCCUGUUGUUUCUCCUCUUGUCUGUGAUCAUCCAAGAGAACUACAUGCUAAUGCUGGGCUCAGGAUGUUCAAAGGCCAGCAGUCCCUCCACCCAGAAAGCAUUGGUAAUAUCUCUCCAGCAGGUGUCCCUGAGCAGAUCUCAUGUGUUUUCUUAUCCUUUGUCCAUGCAGAAGCAGUCCUAAAGUCCUGCAUGGAGUUCUUUAUUAGCUCUGUUCACAAUAAAAUUUUCUAUGGCCUUUGCUAAAUAGUUUCUUCCUUUUUUUUGCAGUAGUUCAUUUAUCUGCCCGGUUGAUGGCUGCUAGGGUGUUUUGGGCAAGUGAAGCUCUUCCUACAUCUCUGAUGUCUCAACUGAACUUUGCAUCUUAACCAGUGUGUAGGUGACAGUGGUCCCUUCUUUGUAGGGCUCUGUGGACAUUGGAGAGGGCUGCCUUCCCUGAAGAGUAGGGAAUCAGCCACCUUUGCCAUAAGGCACGUAACUUCAGCCUGGUUUCUGCGCUGUGGCAGGAUAAGAACCACAGGGAGGAGGCUAUUCACUGUGCAUCAUGCAGCAGGAAGGUUGCUGUGUCCUUUGGGGGUGAGUGGAACUGGAAUCCUGGCCUGAAGACGUCUCUAAGAUAUUCAGGGAAAGGUCUGAGAUGUCCCAGGGUGGCAGCUUAUGAGUACAGUUUGAAAGGGAGCGCAUGUCCUGCACUGCUAGCAGUGACAUGACUCUCUCCAGGGGCAUGGGGCUCACCCUCAGGUUCAGCGUUUAGUUUCCUUCCUCCUUCCACCUUGUAUUCAGCUGCCACAAGGAAUCUUUCAGAUUGAGAAUGCACUUUAAGCCCCAGCUUCUCCUACUACGCACGCAGACACGUACCUGAGAAGGAUCUCUUCCCCCAGAGUCACCGAGCCAUUGCAGAGCCCUUUGUGCUGCUAGGCUGUACAGGUUCUGCAGACUUCCCCACAAAGAGAGGGAGCUCAUGCAUGUCAUUGGAGGCCAAGGAGAUGUCCAAAGGAUGUGCUGGGGGCCAUGACCUAGGAGUUUUGCUGGGUAGUGAGGACAUCCUUCUUCUGCCUUCAUCUGUGACAUGAAACCUCCCUGCUAGCUUUCUCCACUACAUUGAAUGCUGGAGAGGACA